AUGGAUAGAGUCAUUGAAUUAUUGAACUCAAAGAAAGUAGAAUAAUCUUAUGAGAAUAGAAGAAUACUGUUUAAUAAUCCUACCUAUAAACCUUAUUUAUUAUUAACGUAUAAUGAAUUCAGAUAGUUGUUUAAAGUGGAUGAGAAUAAUGUGACAAGAUUUAAUAAAAUGAUCAUUUACACAGAAAUGGAUUAUUAUAAUUACGUUUAUAAUUAAACUUGGGCAUAUAAAUGGUAUCCAUUGCUUUUAAAAUUUGCUUUAAAUUGUAUUCGUAGGAGAUCAACAAGUAUUACAUUUUCCUUGAUGUACUUAUACAGUGUUGAAGUAUUCUUAGAAAAAUUGUGUCUAUUUUAAUACGUAGAUGACAAAAUAAUAGAUGCAUCAGAAUAUUUCACUGCAGCACUUUCCAAAGAAAAAAGUAAUCCUAAUGAAUAGCAUAGAUCUGUAAAAACAAAAUGAGACUUUUGUUAAGUACAAGGAAAUGAUUUUAAAAGAUAUCUAAGAUAAACAUUAUGUUGAAGAAUAUAAACCAAGAGAUUGGAUUCUUAUGGGUAAUAAAUUUAAUAUCCAUAAUCCAUACAUACAUUGGACAGAAUCAAAAGAUGCAAAUGCAAAUUAGAUAAUGAAAGAAUUCUUUGUAAAGAACUUUUAAUUACUUUAAUUUUUUGAUCGUCUAAAUCGUUUUGCUUAGUUGAUAAAAAAUGAGGGAUAUAUUGGUUUAUAAAGAGAAACCAGAAUAUGUGUUUAGAAUUUAAUAAAACAAAGUAAACGAUUAAUAUUGGAAUUUCCUAUAUAUAAAGAAUAUGUGCCAUAUUUGAAUUCAUAUUAUAAGAUAGAAGAAAUGUUAUCAGUUCCAUAUAUUGAUUAAAGAAAACGAUUUAUAUAAUUAGAUCAUUAUAAAUUAAUUGGAAGCAAAAUAAUAAAUUUAUUUAAUUAUUUAGUGUAUGGAAGAUGUGAGUUUGUAAGAUAUGAAUUUAAAUGGUUUGAUCCAAAUAUAUCUGCUAAGAAACCAAUGUUAAGUACAUUUAAUUUAAAUAUAUUAAUUUAGGAGCUGAAUCAGUUUGGUAUGAUAUUGUACCUUUUGUUGUUUUAAUGUUAUUACCAACAAAAGUAAUGGGAAUUAGAAGAGCUGUAGGUAAUGCUAAAAGAUAUGCUGAUUAUGCAUCAUCUUUGGGUACAAAAGUUAAAUCGUAAACAAUGGUCUGAU
This is a messenger RNA of Paramecium sonneborni, 1207 nucleotides long. Lineage: Eukaryota; Ciliophora; Oligohymenophorea; Peniculida; Parameciidae. The record is from the annotation of a GenBank genome assembly.